Molecule: messenger RNA, 1053 nt
Organism: Fusarium sp. VM40
Lineage: Eukaryota; Fungi; Ascomycota; Sordariomycetes; Hypocreales; Nectriaceae
Source: the annotation of a GenBank genome assembly
AUGGAAAUUGUAUUUCUUGCUCAACUGGUGACCAGGCCAGGUGUGGCGCAUGCUGUGGCUGGAGCUCCACGUUCAAGCCUCAACUCAAACGCGUCGCGUCGCAAGUAUCUUGACCCGGCAUCGGCACACUUUCACAUUCGCAACCACAACUCACAGCCCAAAAUGCCUCCCCGAAAGCGAAGUGCGCCUGCCGCCGAAGCUUCUGAAGAGUCUGCACCCAAGCGCCGCUCUCUACGACAAGCUGCUUCAAAAGAUCAACAAGAACCCGAACCACUACCUAAAACCAAAACAAACCCGCCGAAGAAGCCAGUCAAGGCGGCCGUUGAAAAGGAACAAGACAGCAAGCCGAAAUCAUCACCAAAACAACCCAAACCGAAAGCACCAGCAACGGCAAAGACAAAACAGGUGUCUAAAAAACAAGGCACUGAUACUCAAUCCAACAAUCGCGCCACUUCCGAGGAUCCUACCAUAGACUCAAUCCCUACAACGAACCCCGAUGCCCCAAAGCAUGAUGGGCAGUGGUUCUGGCUUUUGAAAGCCGAGCCGGAAACUCGGAUCGAGAACGGCGUUGAUGUCAAGUUUUCCAUUGAUGACUUGAAGAACAAGACAGAGCCAGAAGGCUGGGAUGGUAUCCGGGCGUACGCAGCACGAAACAAUAUGAGGAAUAUGAAUGCUGGUGAUUUGGCCUUCUUCUACGCAAGCAACUGCAAAGAGCCCGGCAUCGUGGGUGUGAUGGAAAUUGUAAAAGAGUUCUCCGAAGACCGAUCUGCUCGCCGCCCAGGUGCUCCAUACUACGACCCCAAAUCAACCAAGGAGAAGCCCAUCUGGGAUCUUGUCCAUGUAGAGUUCAGAAAGAAGUUCGCUGUGCCUAUUGGUCUGAAAGAGCUUCGGGAGCUUGGAAAGGCAGGAGGUCCUCUUGAAAUGAUGCAGCUCCUCAAGCAAUCCAGACUCAGUGUCAGCAAGGUCAGCAGUGAUGAGUGGGAAUUUCUCUGCAAUCUUGCAGAUGAGAAAGCUUCAGAUGCAGGCCUGGAGCACGAAGAGUCUGGGAAGUGA